AUGAAGGGAAGAACAACCAGCAAUGUUCAGUCGAAUCGGUCUACGAAGAAUGGGAAAAGAGAUCAAAAGAUGCACAAGUCUAACAGUGGUAAAAGAUCUUCAGGGCAAGAAAGAGUCAAGCCUUUGGAAGCUACUAAGGAAGAAUCUAAUGUCUCAGAUAUAGUGAAUGCCAUAACUACAAAAUCAAAUGAUGAUCCGGUGAAUGAGUCUUUAGAGACUCAUCAAGAUUCCGAGUCUAUUGCAGAGAAAGAAGAGAGUGUGAAUGGCUUGGCGAAAGACGAUGAUAAGGAAGAAAGCGAAGAGCUUGAUGGUAUAGCUAAUGAAAAGAUGGAUCCUGUGUCAUUUUCAGAAACUUGUGAAGGUGUUAAUGUCGAUGAGAGAGCGGAACAUUUGGUAAAAGAAGUGGAAGAUUUUGAAGAUGCUUCGAAUGGUGGCAUUAGCGGUGGAAGCGAGAACGAAGCAGGUGAUGAUGUCGAAGAGAAAAGUGAGGAUGAGGAAGCGUUGAAACAAAAGGUUGAGGAUUUGGAGACAAGAAUUGAGAAACUUGAAGAAGAGUUAAGAGAAGUUGCAGCGCUCGAGAUUUCACUCUAUUCGGUUGUGCCAGACCAUAGUAGCUCAGCUCACAAGCUUCACACGCCUGCGAGGCGGAUUUCUAGACUCUAUAUCCAUGCUUGUAAACAUUGGAGUCAAGGAAAACGAGCAACCAUCGCUAAAAACACAGUCUCUGGUCUCAUUUUAGUUGCUAAAUCUUGCGGAAAUGAUGUUUCGAGGUUAACCUUCUGGUUAUCGAACAUUAUUGCUUUGAGAGAGAUCAUUUCACAGGCGUUUGGUAAGUCUCAUGUUCCGAGUCAUUUCACACAAACCUCUGAAUCAAAUGGGAGUGAACAAAAUGGUUCAGGGAAGGUAAGAAGGAGGAAGAACCAGAAACAAAAUGGUUUCAAACGGGUUUUCGAAGAUUGGCAAGAAACAGAAACCUUCAUUGCAGCAUUAGGGAAAGUCGAAUUCUGGAUUUUUUCUAGAAUCGUUGAAUCUGUUUGGUGGCAGGUUUUCACUCCUCAUAUGCAAUCCCCGGAAAACGGCGGUAAAACGAAUGAGAAACUAAUGGGACCUGUCUUGGGAGAUCAAGAGAAAGGAAGCUUUUCAAUUAGCCUAUGGCAAAACGCUUUCAAAGCUGCUCUAUCGCGGCUCUGUCCUACGCGUGGAGCCGGGCACGAGUGUGGUUGCUUACGUAUCUUGGCUAAAAUGGUAAUGGAGAAGUGUAUAGCUCGAGUUGACGUAGCCAUGUUUAAUGCUAUACUGCGCGAAUCCGAGGAUCAGAUCCCCACGGAUCCUGUCUCUGAUCCUAUCCUUGAUUCCAAAGUUCUUCCUAUCCCUUCUGGAGACUUAAGCUUUGGAUCCGGGGCACAACUUAAAAACGCGAUUGGGAAUUGGUCUAGAUGCCUCGCUGAAAUGUUCGACAUAAACACUACAGAUUCUGUAGAAGAAGAUGAGCUCAUAGAAAGCGAGAAACCAUUCAGUUUGUUAAACGAACUCAGCGAUCUACUUAUGCUCCCAAAAGACAUGCUUAUGGACCUAUCCAUUAGAGAAGAGGUAUGUCCAUCAAUCAGUCUUUCACUGAUCAAAAGAAUUCUCUGCAACUUCACACCUGACGAGUUCUGUCCUGAUGAUGUUCCUGGAGCUGUCCUAGAAGAGCUUAACGUCGAGAGCAUUGCAGAGCAGAAGUUAUCUGAAGUUAGCUUCCCUUAUGCAGCUUCUCCGGUUUCCUACAUUCCUCCAUCAUCAAUCAACGUAGCAGAGAAAGUUGCAGAGGCAGGAGGAGGAGACAUCUCUAGAAUGUCGAGGAAUGCGUCUGUGAUACAAAGAAAAGGAUACACGAGCGAUGAAGAGCUUGAGGAACUGGAUUCUCCUCUUACAUUUAUCAUCGAGAAAGUGUCGGUAUCACCAAUUCCAAGACACAAUGUGAAGCAGCAAACCGAGCACACAAUAGGUGCAGUGGUUACAAAUGUAAGAUAUGACCUUCUUAGGGAAGUGUGGUCUAUGUAA
Messenger RNA from Arabis nemorensis, 2043 nucleotides. The record is from the annotation of a GenBank genome assembly. NCBI's taxonomy places the organism in Eukaryota, Viridiplantae, Streptophyta, Magnoliopsida, Brassicales, Brassicaceae.